AUGUCGGACCAGCUGGCAGAUCAGCUGAGAAGCACCCAGCUCAGCGACGGCACCCCUCAAAAUGAGGACUGGAAGAAGAACCUGAACCUCCCCGCCAAGGACAACAGGCAACAAACAGAGGAUGUCACCAAAACAAAAGGCCUAGAGUUCGAAAACUUUGCGCUCAAGCGCGACCUGCUCAUGGGCAUCUUCGAAGCCGGCUUCGAGAAGCCGUCGCCCAUCCAGGAAGAGGCCAUCCCCGUGGCCCUCACGGGCCGCGACAUCCUGGCGCGAGCCAAGAACGGCACCGGCAAGACUGCCGCCUUCGUCAUCCCCGUGCUGGAGCGCAUCAACCCCAAGGUGUCCAAGAUCCAGUGCCUCAUCCUCGUCCCCACACGCGAGCUUGCCAUGCAGACGUCACAGGUCUGCAAGACGCUCGGAAAGCACCUCGGCAUCAACGUCAUGGUCACGACCGGCGGCACCGGCCUGCGCGACGACAUCCUGCGGCUCCAGGACCCCGUCCAUAUCGUGGUCGGUACUCCCGGCAGGAUCCUCGACCUCGCGGGCAAGAACGUCGCCGACCUGAGCGAGUGCCCCAUGUUCGUCAUGGACGAGGCCGACAAGCUCCUGUCGGCCGAGUUCACCCCCGUCAUCGAGCAGCUGCUGCAGUUCCACCCCAAGGACCGCCAGGUCAUGCUCUUCUCCGCCACCUUCCCCCUGUCCGUCAAGGACUUUUCCGACCGCAACAUGGUGAACCCCUACGAGAUCAACCUCAUGGACGAGAAAAGCAAAAGGUGCACUGCCUCAACACCCUCUUCUCCAAGCUGCAAAUCAACCAGUCCAUCAUCUUCUGCAACUCGACCAACCGCGUCGAGCUGCUCGCCAAGAAGAUCACCGAACUCGGCUACUCUUGCUUCUACAGCCACGCCCGCAUGCAGCAGCAGGCCCGCAACCGCGUAUUCCACGAUUUCCGCAACGGCGUCUGCCGCAACCUCGUCUGCUCCGACCUCCUCACCCGCGGCAUCGACAUCCAGGCCGUCAACGUCGUCAUCAACUUUGACUUUCCCAAGAACGCCGAAACCUACCUCCACCGCAUCGGCCGCUCCGGCCGCUAUGGCCACCUCGGCCUCGCCAUCAACCUCAUCAACUGGGACGACAGGUUCAACCUCUACAACAUCGAACGGGACCUGGGCACCGAGAUCCAGCCCAUCCCGCCCGCCAUCGACAAGAGCUUAUACGUAUACGACAACCCCGAGUCCAUCCCCCGCCCCAUCUCGAACCUCCCCAAGAACGCGCAGCAGCCCAUGCCCUCGGCACCACUGGGGCUGCCGCAGGCCCAGCAGCCCCAGGGCAACUGGCAAACCCAAAACGGACAGCACAACGGCUACAACCGCGGGCGCGGGCGCGGCCGUGGCGGCUACCGGGGACGCGGCGGAGGCGGCGGCGGCGGCGGCGGUCGCCCCCGCGGUCCGCCCCGCGAGAUCCAAUCCUAACCUCACCCUCUCACGAGCAACGGCUGGCGGUGUUGGAGAGUGGGAGACUGGCGUUUCUGGAGCACAUGUUUUCUGCAGUCACGGAGAACGGGCUGGAGCUGAUUUAUGUUGGAUUGUACAUUAUUCGCACGAUUUUUGGCGAAUGGGCGGUCGGCGUGCCGGGCUUGGUCUGCCGACGGCAGCGGCGUCGCGCGAGGACACGACCACCACGUGUCUACUGGACGACGGCCUCGCGGUUCUCUCUUUAAGCGUCGUUUUCAGCCUGCGUUGCGUUGGCGCAAACGAUGUCGAACAUACCCUGGUUGGCCGUGGGCCACUGCUGCCCGGCACUACGGUUUCUAGAGGAAGAAAGGGGCGGCAGAAGCCCCCGGAACCAGGGUUCACAGCUACUGGUCAUGGCGGAGGCGGUUGUGAGGGGAGGCGAUUUGCACGCUUUUGCAUUUGCGGGCGAGCACGGAAGACGGCGAGGCGCAUCGGGUUACUCGGCACAUUUUUCUGCAGCACUUUACGGGGCGUGGACCUAGCUGCAAGCUUUGGCGGAAGACCGGACGGGCUCGCGGGCAGACGAUGCCACCACGAUAUCAACGCAGUGCAUGCCACCGGACGACAUUCUUACGGUGGGAGGAGGAGGGGGUGGUUGGAGAGCGGAGAGGCGCCGGCGCCCUUGCUCUGCUGA
This is a messenger RNA of Purpureocillium lilacinum, 2148 nucleotides long. The record is from RefSeq and is a predicted model, not a curated record. Lineage: Eukaryota; Fungi; Ascomycota; Sordariomycetes; Hypocreales; Ophiocordycipitaceae.